Parastagonospora nodorum SN15 is the source of this 948-nucleotide messenger RNA. RefSeq lists its product as hypothetical. Bases 1 to 948 code for a protein of 315 amino acids. Lineage: Eukaryota; Fungi; Ascomycota; Dothideomycetes; Pleosporales; Phaeosphaeriaceae. The transcript has a single exon. The record is from RefSeq and is a predicted model, not a curated record.
AUGCAGUUCAGUCUUCGAGAUGUUUUCAUGGUCCUUGCAUUGCUUCAAAUUGGCUGCUCCCUUCGCAUCGCUUCAAACCUAAAUUGGAUCGAGCACACUCCCCAACCCUACGCCAUCAAACACUUUUACAACGGCAGCACAAAUGCGACUCUUGUAGCCGGAGCUGUUGCCGAUCUCGCUGCCAAUCCCAAGACUUUCGAUCUUGCCGCCAACGCCGAAACCCAGGGCCUCAAGUCAUACGCGAAUCACCGCAACCUCCGCCUCAUUUACAUCAUCUGCGAAGUGUCAUAUCGCAUCGUCGCCGACAAGCGCAAAGGCAUCACCAACCUCUCCGACCUCAAGGGCAAGAAAAUCGGAACCAUUCGCGGCACAAGUGCGGUUGUCUUUAUACACAACAUGCUCACCAGCGUCGGCAUCAAAGACAAUGAUUACACCACGUCUAAUGGUCAGGUAUGCAUGAGAGUGCCAUGUACUAGCGACACUUUCCCUGCGCAGCUCAAAGCCGGUACUAUAGACGCCUUUGGUGUCUGGGAACCCGCUGUUGAACUCGGUGCUGAAGCAUUGGGGUCAGAUGCUGUCAUCUUUCAGAACGCGUCAAUCUAUCGCGAGAUUUACUCGCUUUAUUCGACGACGGAUGCGCUGAAUGAUCCCACGAAGAGGAAAGAUAUCGUCGAGUUUGUUCGCGCGUUGAACAAGACCCUGAAUGUCUUCACGCAUACGCCGAAGGAAAGUGGUGUGUAUGGGUUUGUUAGUAAGGCGGUCAAAGUCGACGAGCCGGUCCUGGAAAAGGUUUGGGGAGAUCAUAAGUGGAGUGGGACGUGGGGUGGUGAGUUGAUUGAGUAUCUUGUUGAGGAAGACAAGUACCUGGCUGUGCAGGAUAAGAGGGCAGUUAUUCCGAGGAAUGAUCUGGAGAAGUUCUUAGAUACCUCGGUCAUCGAGGAGUUGUGA